Telopea speciosissima is the source of this 1029-nucleotide messenger RNA. Its product is annotated as histone-lysine N-methyltransferase ATXR4-like. Gene Ontology annotation, cellular component: nucleus. NCBI's taxonomy places the organism in Eukaryota, Viridiplantae, Streptophyta, Magnoliopsida, Proteales, Proteaceae. The record is from RefSeq and is a predicted model, not a curated record. Bases 30 to 1028 code for a protein of 332 amino acids. Gene Ontology annotation, molecular function: protein binding. The transcript has 7 exons.
AAGAAGCUUCGUCAGGAGAAGAAGACGAGAUGCCUCCGGUGGUCAGUUAUGGCCGUUGGGCUUUGACACUGAAGACGAAGAAGAACCAGCAAUGCCACCACCGCAUGCUUCGUCUCCUUUCCCACUUCGCUGCCUGUAAUAACAAUAGCCCUGGCCAGCCUUCGCCACCUGGCCCACCUCCCAUCCAAGUUUCGUUCACUGAGUCGGCGGGGAGGGGAGUGUUCGCAACUCGGAGAAUUGGUGCCGGUGAUCUCAUCCACACAGCAAAACCCUUAGUAUCUCAUCCUUCCCUCUCCCUUCUCAACAAGGUCUGCUAUUUUUGCCUCAGGAAGCUCCCAACCGCUCAAUCGUCUGAUGCUUUAACCGUUCCUCUGUGCAGCGACCAAUGCAGAGAGCACUCAAAGGCUUUUCUGGAAGUUGAAAAGAGAGCAGAUUGGUCACCAUAUAAUGAGUACUGUAGAAUCCAAGGUUUGAAGUAUCCACUACUGGUAAAGCGGUUGGCUUGCAUGAUUAUAUCUGGUACAACAUCAUCAGACACCCUCGAUGUACUUCAACCUGCUUAUCUAUCCCCUGAAAUGAUUUCAAAGAUGGAAGAGGAAUUUUGCUUGCUGAGGCAUGCUUUGGUGAAUGCGGGAAUUAAGAAUGAAAUGAUGGCAUUUCUAACCAAGGAAUGGUACUCUGGUGUGUUGGCACGGAUUCGUAUCAAUGCUUUUCGCAUUGAAUUGGUUGGAGGAUCAUAUGAGGAUUUACUUUUAUCAGCAUCAGCCUCCGUUGAAGCUGAAGCUGCUGUUGGAAAUGCUGUUUAUAUGCUUCCAUCUUUCUACAAUCAUGACUGUGAUCCCAAUGUGCAUAUUAUUUGGAUCGAGAAUGUGGAUGCAAGAUUGAAAGCCCUGCGUGAUAUUGAAGCAGGUGAGGAGCUUCGCAUCUGCUACAUCGAUGUGAGCAUGAAUCAUGAUGCUCGACAAGAACUGCUGUUUGAAGGGUUCGGUUUUCGCUGUAAUUGUCUUCGGUGUAUGUCUGGUGAUUAGG